GUGACGCACCUACCCCGCACAGGGCUGGUUUGCCGUUGUUGUGAGUGCGCGAGACCGAGAGAAAACAGAUCAGACGGAUCGGUGAACGGCAAAGGGAGGACUACCCACGAAGGUGAGAGGGGAGCGAACGGAGGAAACGGCGCAGUCUGGACGUGCGAAGGCUAACACUUGUAAAAUAAAACUUUAAAAAUUGCUGCAGUUACUAUGGCAGCACCGGUGAACACUCAGAAUCCUAGUAAAACCUGGGAGCUCAGCCUCUAUGAGCUGCAUCGGACCCCACAGGUGAGUAAAACAGGGCAGCUCAGCCUCUACGAACUGCAAAGGACCCCGCAGGAGGCAAUUAUGGAUGGGACAGAGAUUGCAGUGUCACCUCGGAGCUUGCAUAGUGAGCUGAUGUGUCCCAUCUGUCUGGACAUGUUAAAGAACACCAUGACAACGAAGGAAUGUUUACACCGCUUCUGCUCGGACUGUAUUGUCACUGCACUCCGCAGCGGAAACAAAGAAUGCCCCACAUGUCGAAAGAAGCUGGUGUCUAAACGAUCUCUCCGACCAGAUCCUAAUUUUGAUGCGCUGAUCUGUAAGAUCUAUCCGAGCAGGGAUGAGUAUGAAGCACAUCAAGACCGUGUGCUUGCACGAUUGAGCAGACUCCAUAACCAACAGGCUCUAAGCAGUAGCAUUGAGGAAGGGCUGAAAAUGCAGGCCAUGCACAGAGCUCAGCGAGUAAGGAAGGCGCAGCAUGAAUCAGACAAUACCACUUUCAGUGGUGGUGAGGACAACUGUGACAGCCGCUCUCAUGUCAGCAAUGUGUCUACGCACAGCAAUCAGGAGGCUGGUCCAAGCCGCAAACGCUCUAAAGCUUCAGAUGACUCCUGUCCCGAUCUGGAUAACUCAAGGGAAGGGGCAGGAAGUCCAGAUGUAGGUGUGGACUCCUGCAGUGAAAUCGAACUGGUGUUCCGACCUCACCCAGUGCUUGUGGAAAAAGAUGAAUAUUCCCAAACAAGAUAUGUGAAGACUACUGCAAAUGCCACUGUGGACCAUUUGUCUAAAUACCUUGCAUUAAGGAUUGCUUUGGAGGAACAGCAGAAGAGCCUUGGGAAUAAUGCUGUUAGUCUCGAGGAAGUCAGUGAGAAGCAGUACACAAUCUACAUCACCACCUCAGGGGGCCAGUUCACGACGUUGAAUGGAUCAUUGACACUGGAAUUGGUAAAUGAGAAAUAUUGGAAGGUCAGCAAGCCUCUUGAGCUAUACUAUGCACCCACCAAGGAGCAGAAGUAGUGAAGGAAGGAAGAGGACCAGAAGAAAACUGCUAUCUGCUUGCUUGCUCCUUCCAUAUAUUUGCCACAGUAAGACUGCAACAGCUUUUUUGGCAUUGGAGAUUAUGGAAGGGACUGUGCUGAAUCCCAGAAGAGAAGAACUGGCUUGAAAUUUUGAAUGCAGGGCCAAUGAGAGGACAUUCUCUUGCAGUCUGGGUCGGGGUAUAGAAUAAAUCUGAACUGUUACAUACCAUUACUCCUGUGUCCUCUAGUGCUGGGUGCGAAUGUGUAUUUUGAACUCAGGAUCACAUUUUGAGGUUUGACCUUAUUUCUUCUGUGAUCAUUUGGCCAUCUAGCUAAUGAGUAGGUGUUCAUGGAGCCCUGUGAUUCUUGUGCAGGUUCCUUUUCCUUGAGAACUGCUGAUACUUUACGUGUAUAUGGCUAACCAAACCCAUUAACUGAAACUGAACAUUGAGGAUGCACAGUACUGAUAGUGCAUACCCUUCUCCUAGUUGCAGCUAGUGAGGAGUUAGUGGACAAAUGAGAAGUAGAUGAGUUUAACCAUUUUAAAAUUUACAGCCCUGAAAACCAUUUUUGUGUCAGAUUUGAUUUUUUUUGGAUGUACUGUUUCUCAUUUUUCUAUUGUUCCUUUUGUGUGUUUAUAACAUGCAUGGCUGUGUAAUAUUCACCAUUAUUAUGCAUCAAAAUCCAUAGCUCUGUUUAUUGCUGAUCUGCCUUAUUUUGGUUUAUCCUUCUAGGUUUUAUUUACAUCAGUCUUUGGCAAAAGAACUCUUGAAAGUCUUGUGCUUAAUUUAUAAGAUGCUCAACAUUUUCAGCUAAUCUUAAAUUCCUCCUCUUCCUCCUCCCACUCACCAUUUUGUUUGCUGAGCAGUUGAUUUCCUUUCAGCUGUUUCACUGAGAAUAACCCUAAACUUUCUGGGUUUAAAUAAAGUGCCUGUGCCAGUUGGCCUAUGCUUUUGAUCCCCCUUACAUGCCUGGCUUAAUGUUUUUGUUUUGUCUCUUUCUUAUUUGACUCUGUAUUUGAAGAGUGUGUUAGUGAGCAGAAAGUUAGCUGUGUUAUGUGUGUUUUUGAGAUUGGUUUGCACCACUUUUUGUAAUAUUGCUCAAUUGACCUCUGACACCAUUGAGGUAAUGUACCCAUUUCAUGCCUGUUGAUCUUCCAUUCCAAAGCAAUCCUAGUAAUAAUUUUCUGUGUCUGUCACUUUGUAUUGGAUUUGAGGGAGGAGCGGGGAAGGGGUAACUUUUAAGGGUUAAUACUGCUGUGCGCUUUCUUACUGUAUCACACGACUUUCAUAUCGUGUGAUUAGAAGAUGUUUGAAUAUCCAGAGAAUAAAAUUUAUUGGGUGAGUUUUCUUUUAAUAGAAAAAUACAUGCAUUUGAAAGAUUCAUUCUGCAGCUUUUUAAAAAAUUUCUCUGCUUUCUGAAGCCAUUGACGUUUUUUUCAAUACUUCGCUUUGGCUGUUUGCACCAGCGAUGCUGUUGAGCUGAGCCUCUUCCAAUACGGCUCAAAUGCUAGGUGUAGAAAAUAGUGAUCAAGUGCAGUAUCCUGCGAUAAUUGUUCUUCUUCCUAACCCUAGACCAUCAUUUUCAACUGCAACUCAUCACUGUGUUUUUGACAUAGUUUUGCUAAAUUAGGAGAGAACAAAGAUUGUCUGGCUUUAAUACUGAAUAAACCUUCUGCUGAUUUUGGGCUUUAUUGUGAUACCACUCUGCUCCAUGCUAGUUGUUCCCACUGCUUGAAAUACUCAUACUGCAUAUAGUAUUUUAUACACUCUGAUCUGUAUUAAUAGGUU
This is a messenger RNA of Hemiscyllium ocellatum (epaulette shark), 3067 nucleotides long. RefSeq names its product E3 ubiquitin-protein ligase RING2-B-like. Lineage: Eukaryota; Metazoa; Chordata; Chondrichthyes; Orectolobiformes; Hemiscylliidae. The transcript is spliced from 7 exons. Gene Ontology annotation, molecular function: chromatin binding; ubiquitin protein ligase activity. The coding region runs from base 205 to 1275 and encodes 356 amino acids. The record is from RefSeq and is a predicted model, not a curated record. Gene Ontology annotation, cellular component: ubiquitin ligase complex; PcG protein complex. Gene Ontology annotation, biological process: negative regulation of DNA-templated transcription.